UGUUGUUGAAGACCUUACUCUACUUGGCUAUGAACACGGCUGGACUCUUUAUUCAUUACCUGUCAGACCGGACUCAGAGGCAGAGCUUCCUGGAGACUCGGCGCUGCAUUGAGGGCCGGGUCCGGCUGGAAAGGGAGAACCAGAGACAGGAGCGCCUGGUGAUGUCCAUUCUGCCGCGCUUCCUGGUCCUGGAGAUGAUUUCUGACAUGACGGCAGCAGAUGAAUACCUUCUUCCUCAACAGUUCCACAAAAUUUACAUCCAUCACUACAAGGACGUAAGCAUUCUGUUUGCAGACAUCAUUGGCUUCACGUCGCUGUCCUUGAUUCUGUCGGCCCAGGAGCUCGUCAAAACUCUCAAUGAGCUCUUUGGGCGCUUCGAUCGGCUGGCUGAGGAGCAUCAAUGUUUGCGCAUUAAGAUCCUUGGCGACUGUUAUUACUGUGUCUCUGGGGUGCCGGAACCGCAGAGGGGACACGCCCGCAGCUGUGUGGAGAUGGGCCUUAGCAUGAUCAGCACCAUACGGUAUGUGCGACGGGAGCUGCAACAGGAAGUGGACAUGAGGAUUGGGAUCCACUCAGGUUCGGUGCUUUGUGGCGUGCUGGGCCUUCAGAAGUGGCAGUUUGAUAUCUGGAGCUGGGAUGUGGAUAUUGCCAACAGCCUGGAGGCGGCAGGACUUCCAGGGCAGGUGCACAUCUCCAAGGCAACUCUAGACUGUCUGGAUGGUAUCUACCAGACCGAGAACGGGCACGGCCAGGAGCGUAGCGAGUUUUUACGGAAACACAACAUCGACACGUAUCUGAUCCGUCCCGCACCACGCGAGGAAACCAAACCCCAAAAACUGAGACGCCCGAGUUAUGACGACAUGACGACCUGGAGUGCUGAGCUGCCGUUUGGAGAUAUCCUGGGGAUGAAUUUUAUCCUCGCCACUUUCACCAACGGCUCUCUCACUCAGCUGCCCAAUCAGAUUGCAGCUCGAUCUGGAUCUCGGGAAGUCAACAAAAGAAUCCAACAGUCCAUGGAGGUCCGCAGCAGCGAGCGGAUGAGGAAGGAGCACAUCACCACCUUCACUCAGGUGUUCAAGGAUGCCCAGAUGGAGGGAAAGUACUCCCAGAUGAGAGAUGAGCUCUUUAAGACCAACAUGGUGUGUUCCUUCGUCUUGUUGCUGCUGCUCAUGGCUAUCCAGGUGCUCAUCCCCGCCCCAAGACUCUGUCCCAUGUUGCUGCAGUUCCUGCUUGGCGGCUGUGUUUACUUCCUGCUGCUGCUGCUGACUCUGGGGGAGGAGUUUAAGUGUUGCCCCGCCCGCCUGCAGUCCAUCAGCUGCUGGGUGCACGAAACCAAAAACGCACGCACGCUGCUGACGCUCACUGCCAUCACGGUCAACUUUGGGGUCGCCUCAGUAGACGUUCUGUGGUGUGAUUUGUCUGCUGUCAGUGAAUCGUCACUGACUUCCUCCUCGUCCCCUCCGCCUGACGUCAACAUCUGCACUCAUCCAGAAUACGUGAUGCUGAGUGCAGUGGUCGCUAUGGUUACGUGUGCGGUCUUCCUCAGGCUGAGCUGUGUGCUGCAGCUGGCCUUCAUGCUGCUGGCGGCCACUUUUGCCGGUUCGCUGGUGGAGUCGUACAGCAUUCUCAGCUCCCAUCACCUGUGCAGAAGGGGGGUGUGCAUCAUCCUCAUGGCCAUCUUUGUGGUUGCCGUGCUCUAUAACAGCAGACAGCUGGAGAUAACAGCGCGGCUGGACUUCCUGUGGCGUCUGCAGGCGAGGAAGGAGGUGGAAGACAUGAAGGAGCAGAGAGAGCACAAUGAGUGUCUGCUGCUGAACAUCCUGCCCGUCCACGUCGCACAACACUUCCUGCAAAGAGAGACCGACAACGAGGAGUUGUACUCGCAGUCGUACUCGCACGUCGGCGUCCUCUUUGCUUCUCUGCCGGGCUUUUCUGACUUCUACGAGCAGAAAGAACUCGUUCAUCAGCAAAUCGAGUGUCUCCGCCUCCUUAACCGCAUCAUCAGUGACUUUGAUGAGGUCAUACACAUCCAACCCCGCCCCACCCUGAGAUUCCCAUGUGCGAAUGUGUCAAUUUCCAGUUUGUGUAUCCAUCUGCAGCUGCUGGAUGAAUGUUACUUCCAGGAAGUCGAGAAGAUCAAAACUAUCGGCAGCUCCUACAUGGCAGCGUCUGGCCUGUCACCUGACGGACAGGAGAGUGAGGACAGCUGGAACCACUUGAGCGAGCUGGUUCUGUUCGCUCUCGCCAUGCAGGAAACGCUGAAGCACAUCAACACUUUCUCAGGAAACCACUUUCAGCUAAGAGUUGGCAUUGCCCACGGCCCGGUGAUAGCUGGCGUGAUCGGGGCCACCAAACCGCAGUACGACAUUUGGGGUGCGACGGUGAACCUGGCGAGCAGGAUGGAGACCACGGGCGUGACCGGGAGGAUUCAUGUCCCCGAAGCCACAAGUUGUGUUUUGGUGGAGCGAGGCUUCCAACGGCAGCUCAGAGGAGACAUUUAUGUCAAAGGCAUCAGUGAACGCCAAGGAAAAGUCAGAACCUUCUUCGUGAGCAGCAGAGAUGAACGAUCGAGCUUCGUUGAGCGUGGUGGAGGACGGGGGCUUGCCCAGAACAGGAACACCCUGGGGGCUGUGGUCUACAGUCUGGUCCAAGCCAGGAAGCGGGAGAAGCUAAGGGAGGAAAAUGGAGGCUUCCACCUGGUGGAAGCAUCGUAGGAGAAGGAGGGAGGCAAGAAGGUUAGCGGUGCUUUGCCACUUGAAAAUACUUUCCAAAUUUGGUCAAAGUGGAGCACAGCUGGAAGUCUUCCUUCAACAGUCAGGUUUGUAUGGUAACCCUUUACCACCAGAGAUGUUGCUGAGACGCCCAAAUGACGUGCGCUAUUUGACAUAUCGUAAAUUCUGGACCGCUUACGUGAACAACGUGAAUCAGUUUUGCACCGUUAUGCAACUUCUAUUUAUCAAUUUAUGUUCGCCCGUUCAUCCGGGACCGGGUUCGCGGGGGCAGCAGUCUAAGCAAAGAUGCCCAGACCUCCCUCUCCCCGGCCUCCAGCUCCACUGGGGGGACCCAGAGGUGUUCCCUGGCCAACUGAGAGACGAAGUUUCUCGAGUGUGUCCUGGGUCUUCCCCUGGACCUUCGCCUAGAACACCUCCCCAAUGAGGCAUCUGGACCAGCACCUCAACUGGCUUCUCAUGAUGUGGAGGAGCAGCGGCUGUACUCCAAACUCCCUGACCAAGCUUCUCACCCUACUUCUAAGGGAACACCCAGUCACUCUACGGAAAAAGCUCAUUUCUGCCGCUUGUAUUCGGGACCUUGUUCUUUUGGUCAUGACCCUGAGUUCAUGACCAUAGGUGAAUAUUGGAACAAAGAUCGACCGGUAAAUUGGGAGCUUUGCUUUCUGCCUCAGCUCUCUCCUCACCACAACAGACCAAUACAGCGGCUCCAAUCCGCCUGUCGAUCUCGUGAACGAGACCAUAAGAUAUUAAAACUCCUUCAUCUGGAGGAGGGAGACUCCACCCACCUGACAGUUGGCAAACUUCUUUUCUCCGGUAAUGGAACUUCUUAACAUAAAUUGUUGCCGCUUUACUCUUCGAAAGAAUCAACAGAUUUACGUCGAUUGCGUUAGCACUUCACUACUGUGCAGAGUUGCCCGUCAGCACAAAGCUGCUUUUUCUCCAAGUCAGAAUUUGUCAGGAUUACGUUAAUUGUGUAUACAGUUGAAGAGUUUAGCUACGUAAACACUGGGCAUAUCAUGUGCGUUCAAACACGUGUUCUUGAACGCAGGUGUGGCUCACUGUGUUCACACUGGAGAAGCAGGGAGGGGCUUCUUCUUCUUCUUUGUCUUUUGCUAGAGUUUAGAAGCGCAUGUCCACCACCUACAGUCAAAAGAGGCUUAGUGUGAAUUGUCAAAACGGACGGCAGUUCCACGAAUUAAAAAUGAGGUUAUCCACACGCCACUGCCAAAUCCAAGUCUCUGAUUGGUCAAAGUUUGACCUGGUUCCAACUUGCAUCAGGCCUUCAGUGGCCACACGUUUUGUGCGUAGAGCCUGAAAAUAGUCGUAGAAACUUGCGUAGCUACGCAGAGUUUUGAACACGGAAGCCCGAAACGCACGUUUAUUUAUACUUUUCAUAUUUAGACUUUUCAUUGGAAAAGUCUAAAUAUGAAAAGUCCCCCCUUCAUCAACGCACGGGGUGUGAACGUAGCGUCACGGUAGUCUAAAGAAUGUCAACCCCGGAACUAAAGCACCGGAUUGUUAAGGGUUCAUACUACUAAAAACAAUGCACCAUUUUCUUUAUGAGAACAUGGGAAUGUUUACAUUUUAAAGGAUUUUUUUUUCUUAAAUUAUCAACCUUUUCCUACAAAGGAAGAAACUGUUGCUAUUGUCUCACUCACAUAAAGUGUUUAACGUCAUCAAGAGUUCUGUAAAUCUUUUUAUAACUAUACAUAGAUUUUUUUUUUAAUAAAGAUGUAAGACUCUUUGUACAAAAUGUAAUUUUUCUCCAAAGGUCGACGGAAGCUUCAAUGUGUAAAGGUUCUGACCACUAAGUGGAGCUGUAAACAUGUGUUGGUGUGUUUCAGAAGAAAUAUGGUGGUUUAUUAAAUAAAAAGCAGUGCCCU
Messenger RNA from Oryzias latipes (Japanese medaka), 4615 nucleotides. NCBI's taxonomy places the organism in Eukaryota, Metazoa, Chordata, Actinopteri, Beloniformes, Adrianichthyidae. The record is from RefSeq and is a predicted model, not a curated record.